Molecule: messenger RNA, 2425 nt
Organism: Salvia miltiorrhiza (redroot sage)
Lineage: Eukaryota; Viridiplantae; Streptophyta; Magnoliopsida; Lamiales; Lamiaceae
Product: probable receptor-like protein kinase At2g42960
Exons: 8
Coding region: 680-2167 (495 amino acids)
Biological process (GO): protein phosphorylation
Molecular function (GO): ATP binding; protein kinase activity
Source: RefSeq, a predicted model, not a curated record
CAUUACAUUUUAUGCAACUUUUCUCCUUUUUCUUAUCCUCUUCUGAUAUAAAUGCAAUCUUCUGUUCGCCUCAUUUUCAACGACGCUCUCUCUCUCUCGGGUUUCCUCCAUUGCAAACCAAGCUUCCUUUCCAGCUUUUUACUGAUGCGCGUCUCUCUCCUCCACAUUCACAAAACCCCACCUACCAUUUUCACCCAACUUUGCUUUUAUUAGGCAUCUCCCUACCCUUAAUUCUUUCCUCCAUUAAAAUAAAACUCUGCCCACUUAUAAAGAUUAGAUUUUUGUCUGGCAUUGUUUGAGAAAGAAAGAAAAAAGAAAAGAAAAAGAAUUGCUCUGUCAUUUGCAUUAUUGUUAUUGUUUUCUUGAAUUCUCUUUGGCCCACUUCAGGCCACCCUUUCCUUCUUCUAAACUACUCCUGCUUAGCCGCUCAACUUUCAUUUUAUUUUAUUUUUCUUUUAAAUUUGUAGUGGAUUUUUUGUAUUUCCUCUCACAUUGGAUUUCUAUGCUCAUUUGGCUCUGUUUCUACCAAAAAAAGGUGCCCCUUUAUUUUUGGGUUGAAGAUCAAGGGGGUUAAGUCAGAUCAACAGCAAAGGAUUCAAUGGAUUAAUUUUUGUCACAGAAGACAGAGAGACGAAACAGAAUUUCAGAAUUUGAUUCCAGCCUCCAUUUUGCUGAAAAAAUGAGUUUAAAUACCGAGUUAUCAAAGAAAUAUGGGGGCAUAAAACUAUGGGUGUUGAUUGGCAUUACUGUGGGGGCGUUUACAGUUCUAAUUCUUGGGAUCCUUUCCAUAUGGGUCAUGUUUCGCCGAAAAUCCCGCAGAACUUUGGAAAGCUAUACACGUUGCCAGAUCCCUAACAUUUCGAAGGAGAUUAGAGUUGAUAGAGUAGGGGAAAGAAGCACGUUUGAUCACCCUGAAAGUGUAUUCUUGACUGUUAAUGAUAAAACAAGUGAUAAGAACUCGGAGAAGAUGCAUGUUCAUUUAAGCCGGAGUAAAUCCAGUGAUGUUGAUGAUAUCAGCCAGUGUAGCUCAAUGUAUCAUCAUGAAAGGACUUACAGCUCACAAUCCGGAGAGGAAGGAAGUUCUGGCAACACCCGAAAGCAAUCUUCAUUGUCUUAUGGUCUUGUGAUGGCAUCGCCUUUGAUUGGUUUGCCUGAAGUAUCCCAUCUUGGUUGGGGCCAUUGGUUCACCCUUAGAGAUCUAGAGAUGGCAACGAACCGGUUCUCAGCAGAGUGUGUUAUAGGGGAAGGUGGUUAUGGGGUCGUAUAUAAAGGUAGAUUGGUCAAUGGAACAGAGGUAGCAGUGAAGAAGAUUCUUAAUAAUGUUGGCCAAGCAGAGAAGGAAUUUAGGGUUGAAGUAGAGGCCAUUGGCCAUGUUCGACAUAAAAAUCUUGUUCGGCUUCUUGGCUAUUGCAUGGAAGGAGUCCACAGGUUGUUGGUGUACGAGUACGUAAACAACGGCAACCUGGAGCAGUGGCUUCAUGGAGCUAUGAGACAAUAUGGCACCCUCACUUGGGAAGCCCGCAUGAAGAUUCUCCUCGGUACUGCAAAGGCGCUUUCUUAUUUGCAUGAAGCUAUUGAACCAAAAGUCGUCCACCGUGACAUAAAAUCUAGUAACAUCUUGAUCGAUCAUGACUUCAAUGCAAAAGUUUCCGACUUUGGUUUGGCGAAGCUCUUGGAAGCUGGAGAAAGCCAUAUAGCAACGAGAGUUAUGGGAACAUUCGGUUAUGUCGCUCCUGAAUAUGCAAAUACGGGCUUGUUGAAUGAGAAGAGCGACGUAUACAGUUUUGGCGUUCUUCUUCUCGAGUCUGUUACCGGAAGAGAUCCUGUGGACUAUGGGCGUCCAGCGGAUGAGGUUAAUCUAGUUGAGUGGCUGAAAAUGAUGGUAGGGAAUAGGCGAGCCGAGGAACUUGUGGACCCUAAUCUUGAAGUUAAGCCCACGACCCGAGCCAUGAAGCGUGCGCUUCUCGUUGCACUUAGAUGCGUUGACCCCGAUUCAGAGAAACGCCCCAAAAUGAGUCAUGUCGUCCGUAUGCUUGAAAGCGACGAGUUUCCUCAUCGUGAGGAGCGACGGAACAGAAAGAGUAAAAGCACGGGAAUGGAGAUUGAAUCCACCAAGGAGAGCUGUGGUUCAGCUGAGAUGGAGAGCAAUGCGGCUGAUAGGAACUGACUGAGACAUGUGUUGGGGUAAUUAGAGGUUGAUUUUAGUGACUCAUUAUUUGCACAUGUUGAAAGUUUGGUACUGGAAGAAGAAAAAAAAGAUUCCUUGAUGAGAAAACCCAGUUAGAAAUCUUGAAUUAUUGGUAGCUCUUUUGGUUGUUAGUUCCAAAUGAGAGAAGAAUGAGGGUGAGAGAGAGAGAUGUACAGGUGUUGUAUGGAUGUUGGGGAUGACAGCAUGUAUUUAUGAUGAUCAUUCUUUUUGAUUGAA